CUUAUGCGGUGCCCACUAAUAUGCAACUGGGCGGUUGAGUUUCAUUUGCCGCAUCGCGUGUAUCGUCAGUUUGGUCUUUUCCAGCCUCACCCGCCGGAUGGGGUGGACACGGAUAAAGCACUUCAUAGGUUGGAUAGGAGAAGGCAACGGAAGAUAAAGGACUGGGCCAAGCAUCAUUCUGCGUAUGUUACCCGCUUCCAGCUUUGUGUGGAGCAAGCUCGUAGCACUACACGCGCCCCGCUUCGUGACCACAACUCACUUGCUUUUGAUAACUACGUACGAUGGUUUAUUGGAACUACUCGAGUUGAGAUAUGCCCGCCGGCAUAUAAUGAGGAUAUUCUUGAAGAACCCGUAAACUUUGAGGAUCUAGCAAAGGGGAAGUACAACAGAGAUGUCAGGCUAGGGCAAGGAGUCCCUGUUGUUCCGGUGAUUAACUAUGUGCGCACCGAGAUCAAGAAAGCAGCUGAUGAGAGCCAGUCUAUUCUGGAGAAGACACCGGUUGGAACUGGCAAUGAUGAUGGUUCACUACGAGCAUUCCUCAAGGUACAUAUCGCAUUCACUAUGAGAGCCAGUCUAUGUUGCGAAGUUUGA
Molecule: messenger RNA, 591 nt
Organism: Triticum dicoccoides
Lineage: Eukaryota; Viridiplantae; Streptophyta; Magnoliopsida; Poales; Poaceae
Exons: 3
Coding region: 4-591 (195 amino acids)
Biological process (GO): meristem maintenance; meristem development
Source: RefSeq, a predicted model, not a curated record